AUGUCGCAGAAUUACCACGAGGCAAGACCUCAACCAAUUCCACCUCUGAAUCAGAGUCAGUCAGAGCAGAAUGGCAAUAUUCAAAUUGGUGGGCCAAACUCGGCUCCUGCGACAUAUGAACAACAACCAGCUCACCAUCACCACCAUCACCAUCAUCACCAUCAUCAUCACAAUGAAGAGGAUGAUGAUGGCAUGGUGCCCUUGCAAAGAACAACACGAGUGCAAGAACAACCAGUGCACGCAAAUAGAAUUGGAAAAUAUCAGAUUGUUAAAACUCUUGGAGAAGGUUCAUUCGGUAAGGUCAAACUAGCAUAUCAUACAACUACUGGUCAGAGAGUUGCACUUAAAAUUAUCAACAGGAAAACGUUAGCAAAAUCAGAUAUGCAAGGGAGAGUCGAGAGGGAGAUCAUGUAUCUUCGGUUGCUUAAUCAUCCUCAUAUUAUUAAGCUGUAUGAUGUUAUUGAAUCUAAAGAUGAAAUCAUUAUGGUUAUAGAUUAUGCCGGAAACGAACUUUUUGAAUACAUUGUUCAACAUGGAAGGCUGAGCGAAGCUGAAGCUCGUCGGUUCUUCCAGCAGAUUAUAGCAGCGGUUGACUAUUGUCAUCGCCAUAAAAUUGUUCACAGGGAUUUGAAGCCGGAGAACUUGCUUCUUGAUGAACAUUUAAACAUUAAGAUCGCUGAUUUUGGUCUUAGUAAUAUCAUGAGCGACGGUAAUUUUUUGAAGACAAGCUGUGGAUCACCCAAUUAUGCUGCACCAGAGGUUAUAUCAGGUAAAUUAUAUGCUGGACCGGAGGUUGACGUUUGGUCUUGUGGUGUGAUUCUUUAUGUUAUGCUUUGUGGAAGACUUCCAUUUGAUGAUGAACUUAUUCCGGCAUUGUUCAAAAAGAUAUCCAAUGGUGUUUAUACCAUUCCACAUGAUCUGUCACCUGGUGCCAAGCAUUUGUUAACCAGAAUGUUGGUUGUUAAUCCUUUGAACCGUAUCACCGUUAAAGAGAUUAUGGAUGAUCCAUGGUUCAAGGUUGACUUCCCAGACUAUUUGAAGCCAAAGGACGAUAGUACGCCCAAGGACGUUAAGGGAAAAGGUGUUGAUGAGGAUGUUGUAAGUGCGCUUUCUUCUGCGAUGGGCUAUAGUCGCCAGGAAAUAUUGGAUGCAAUCAAAGCUGGAAGAAAACCUGAGACAGAGGAAAUUCUUGAUUCUUAUGAACUUAUGCGCAAUAAUAGAGUGUUGGUUGAUGAUAUAAAGAAGCAAGCUAAGGAUGGUAAUGGAGUACCAACGCAACAAGCCUUAGCACAACAGAAGUUACAGCAAAUUAAAACGCCUUCAGAAGGAGCAGUUUCAGAGCAAAAAGCAUGGCGUACUCCUACGCAGCCUGGAAGUGUCGUUACGUCAAGUUAUGUUCCUCAAUCAAAUAUUGCUGUUCUUCCAUCCUCAUUGCCGCAAAUACACAGAGCUUACAUGGUGCAGAUGCAUCCCGAGUUGUCAUCUGUGAUGCCAGUUUCGGCAAAGAAAUCAAGAACAAGAUGGCACUUUGGUAUACGGUCGAGAUCGUAUCCUUUGGAUGUUAUGGGUGAAAUCUACAGAGCCUUAAAAAAUCUUGGUGCAGAAUGGCAAAAACCUUCGGAAGAGGAUCUAUGGACUAUCAAGGUUCGUUGGAGAUACUAUCCAAAUGAUUUGGCAAUUGAUAAUGGAAAAUCGCAAAGCCCAGAUAAUUCUAAAGGUAUUCCAGAUAUGAUGAGACUGCAGAUCCAACUGUUUCAACUUGAGCCAAAUAAUUAUCUCGUGGAUUUCAAAUUUGAUGGAUGGGAUAAUAUAGAUGGAAACGAAGUCGAAAAUCUCGGUCUUCCAGUCGAUGAUGAAGUUUCGUCUUUUAGUGCAUAUCCUUUCCUUCAUUUAUGUACCAGAUUGAUUAUGGAGUUAGCGGUUAAUAGCCAGGGCUAG
Molecule: messenger RNA, 1938 nt
Organism: Brettanomyces bruxellensis
Lineage: Eukaryota; Fungi; Ascomycota; Pichiomycetes; Pichiales; Pichiaceae
Gene: SNF1
Product: Protein kinase
Exons: 1
Coding region: 1-1938 (645 amino acids)
Biological process (GO): protein phosphorylation; intracellular signal transduction
Cellular component (GO): cytoplasm
Molecular function (GO): ATP binding; protein serine/threonine kinase activity
Source: RefSeq, a predicted model, not a curated record